UGGGGGAUUCUCUGCCCUCUCCGCUCUGAUCUCUGUGUUCUUUUGACAGAUUUUGGAGAAGAAGCUUAAGAAGACUCGUAACCCGGAGCUGAAGGAGCAGAUAAAGCAGUUGGUGCUGCGGAUGAAUCAGCAGGAAGAAGCUGCCAAACAGAAGCAGAGGCUGCGGGAGAGAGAGGCUGAUUUCAAGAGACAGCAGAGAGAGCAUGCCCAGCAGGGGAAGAGACCGUUCUACCUCAAGAAAGGUGACUUCCGCAAGUUGGAACUGGCUGACAAAUAUCAAGAGUUGAAGAAAAAGGGGAAAGUGGACAAUUUCUUGAGUAAAAAGCGAAAGCGAAACUCUAUUAAAGACAGAAGGAGGCUUCCCAGUUCCCAGCAGUAGUGGUGAAGGUCGGCUCUCCUCUGUGCUGCGGCUCCUCCGUCCUUCCUCCCGUUGAACAUUUCCCGAACAAAUUAUGGUUGUGAAAUCCUCUGUGUUCACUACAUCUGGUGUGAUGCUCUGCAGGGAUGUAGUAAUCUGCUCACAAUGUCUGUUCUGAUGAUCUAGAGGGGUUGAGCUCCCUGCUUACAGCAUCUUGUGUGAUGCUCUGCAGAGGUGGCGUCCUCUCCGCUCUCUAUGUGCUGAUAUAUUAUCUGCAGUCUGGUGUGAUGCUCUGCAGUUUAGAUGCUGUAUGUGAUAUCCGCAGGGGUGGGGGUUAUGUGUUGUCUGUGUGUGCACACGGGGGCCCCGCUGUGCCCGCGCUCAGUACUGUCCUGUACAGGCGGCGUCCAUGCCUUACAGUAAUAAACGUCUGCCGCUCUGUCUCUGUCA
Messenger RNA from Bufo gargarizans (Asiatic toad), 808 nucleotides. RefSeq names its product ribosomal RNA processing 36 (gene RRP36). Gene Ontology annotation, biological process: maturation of SSU-rRNA from tricistronic rRNA transcript (SSU-rRNA, 5.8S rRNA, LSU-rRNA). The coding region runs from base 122 to 379 and encodes 85 amino acids. The record is from RefSeq and is a predicted model, not a curated record. The transcript is spliced from 3 exons. Gene Ontology annotation, cellular component: 90S preribosome; nucleolus. Lineage: Eukaryota; Metazoa; Chordata; Amphibia; Anura; Bufonidae.